This is a messenger RNA of Nannizzia gypsea CBS 118893, 483 nucleotides long. RefSeq lists its product as hypothetical. NCBI's taxonomy places the organism in Eukaryota, Fungi, Ascomycota, Eurotiomycetes, Onygenales, Arthrodermataceae. The coding region runs from base 1 to 483 and encodes 160 amino acids. The transcript has 3 exons. The record is from RefSeq and is a predicted model, not a curated record.
AUGAGGCCGCCCCUCGCGGCGGAAAUGCAGGGUGCAGCUUCCGAAACCCACCAUUCCUUGCAUCAAGGGCCUUCUGAAUGGCUCUGCACGUCACUAUCGAGAGGGUGCCUUGGGAAACACCAGCUCCUGCUAUCCCGGUACGAAGUUCACCGUAGCGGGAAAGGCUUCUUGCUUUUUGCCUCUUCGAGCUCUGACCACCUGCGGAAGUCCAAGCGACAACAACGCGCGAUAACCCAAAUAUAUCUGCCACCCUUUGCGAAGUACAAAGUACAACUCCAACAUCAGGGUCAUUUGCCACAAAGUGUGAUUUUUGACAGCUUGUUCAUACUUUAUGAUAUAUCGACUUAUCACACGGAACUAUUCCCCUCCCUCCCAUCAGAACAUCCCAGCAAUAUCGGAUGGGGCGGUAUCCUUCCUGCUACAUGUCUCUCCCCUGCUGCAGACCCGCGAACCGAAAGUUUGGAUACCAACGCCUCUAGUUAG